AUGUCCGUGUCGUCCAGGAUUGCGUUCCGUGGCUCCGUUCGACUGGUUUCGUCAAAGGCCUAUGCCAAGGGAUAUUAUCCCCCAGACAGAGGAUUAGCGGAUCUGGAUACUUUUGCGCGCAGACACUUGGGCCCCAAGCCUCAAGAUGUUGAUCAGAUGCUCGCUGCUGUGAAAUGUUCCGAUCUUGGUGAAUUUAUCAGCAAGGUUCUUCCGGAAAAUGUUUUUGUUGGAAGACCUCUCAAGAUCAAGCCUGAACAAGGAUACACUGAAACCCAGAUGCUAAACCGAUUGAGGGAAAUCGCGUCUAAAAACAAGCUGGUCAAGUCCUACAUUGGAAAGGGCUACUAUAACACUAUCCUUCCUGCUGUGAUCCAGCGGAACUUGCUUGAAAAUCCUGCUUGGUACACAUCCUACACUCCUUAUCAGGCGGAGGUUUCGCAAGGACGGCUAGAGAGUCUUUUGAAUUAUCAGACCAUUGUCUCAGAUCUUACUGGGCUCCCAGUGGCCAACUCAUCUCUUCUUGAUGAAGGUACUGCAGCUGCUGAAGCCAUGAUCUUGUCCUACAACCAAUUGCGUGGUAAGAAAACCAAAUAUUUUGUUGAUAAGAACACUCACGAACAAACGAUAGCUGUCUUGAAAACCAGGGCAUACACUUUGGGAAUCGAGCUCGUUAUUGAUGAUUUGAGUAAUUUUCAGCCCGUUGCAGGAGAUCUGUGUGGUGUUUUAAUCUCUUACCCUCAAACAGAUGGUACCAUCCCUGCUCCAGAAUCGCUUGCCGAUAUUGCAGGAAUCAUGCACCAAAACAAAGGUUUGGUUGCAGUUGCCUCUGAUCUGAUGGCUUUGACUCUUCUCAAACCGCCAUCUGAGUUUGGUGCCGAUAUCGCUUUGGGAUCUUCGCAAAGAUUUGGCGUUCCUAUGGGUUUUGGAGGCCCUCAUGCGGCUUUUUUUGCUGUCACUGAUCAGUUGCAAAGAAGGAUUCCGGGAAGACUUGUGGGUGUCACAAAAGAUAGACUUGGUGGCCAGGCUCUACGUUUGGCACUUCAAACUCGUGAGCAGCACAUCAAGAGAGAAAAGGCUACUUCCAACAUCUGCACUGCUCAAGCUUUACUUGCUAACAUUGCCGCUAAUUACGUGGUUUACCACGGUGCCGAUGGUUUGAAGGCCAUCGCUAGUCGAAUUCACGGUCUGACACGCAUUCUUGCCGAGCAAAUAACCGAGAAUUCUCCGCACACCGUUCUCAAUGCUACCUACUUUGAUACGCUUUCAGUUCAAGUUGAAGGUGCUGCAGAUGACAUCAUUGCAAAGGCCCUCAAUGAGUACAACAUCAACCUAUUCAAGGUAAACGACAACCAGAUCCAGUUGUCUCUUGAUGAGUCGGUCACCAAAAACGACCUUACCAAGCUUGUGGAACUGUUCACUUCACAAACGACUAAUCUCGACAAUGUUCAACGUCUUCCCGAAUUUCCACGCCAUCUGGUCAGAACAGACAAGAUUCUCACCAACCCAGUCUUUAACACGCACAAUUCGGAAACUGCUAUGUUGCGCUACCUAUACAAGCUACAGCAAAGGGAUAUUUCUCUUGCGUCUUCCAUGAUCUCUCUUGGCUCCUGUACCAUGAAGCUGAAUGCCACAACUGAGAUGAUUCCAAUAACCUGGGCUGAAUUUGCAAAUGUUCAUCCCUUUGUGCCUAGCGACCAGGCCAAAGGCUAUUUGGAACUAAUCACAGAGCUCGAGGCUGAUCUUGCAGAUAUUACUGGGUUUUCCAAGACAACCCUUAUGCCUAACUCGGGCGCGCAGGGGGAAUACACCGGUUUGACUGUCAUUAGAGCUUAUCUAGAGAGCAUUGGGCAGGGCCACAGAAACGUGGUCUUGAUCCCAGUCAGUGCUCACGGAACCAACCCAGCCUCCGCUGCAAUGGCAGGCCUCAAGGUGGUUCCAGUCAAAUGUCUGAGCAACGGAAAUCUAGAUCUUCAGGAUCUCGAAGCCAAGACCACCAAGCAUGCCUCCAACCUAGCUGCUAUCAUGAUCACCUAUCCAUCGACUUACGGUAUGUUUGAGCCUACCAUUAGAGAUGCGGUCUCUCUUGUCCAUUCUCAUGGAGGCCAGGUUUAUCUUGAUGGCGCCAACAUGAAUGCUCAGGUGGGUUUGACUUCCCCUGGCGACUUGGGUGCUGACGUCUGUCAUUUGAAUUUGCACAAGACUUUUGCUAUCCCCCACGGUGGAGGUGGCCCAGGUGUGGGGCCUAUUUGUGUUGCUGAUCACUUGAAGGACUUCCUUCCAAAACACCCUCUGUUUCCUUCUACCAACACUGCGUCGACUGCAAUCAACCCUGUUUCGGCUGCGCCAUUCGGGUCUGCCUCAAUUUUGCCCAUUUCCUACGCUUACAUAAAGAUGCUCGGAGCCCAGAACCUGCCCUACGCAUCUAGUUUGGCUAUCUUGAACGCCAAUUACAUGAUGUACAGACUUCGCGACCACUACAAGAUAAUGUUCUUGGGCGAUGAGUCAGCGCACCAUGAAAUCAAAUACUGCGCGCACGAGUUUAUCAUUGAUCUGAGACCAUUCAAGGAAUUUGGAAUUGAGGCCAUCGAUGUGGCCAAACGCCUUCAGGAUUACGGCUUCCAUGCUCCAACUAUGUCCUUCCCUAUUCCCGGGACUCUGAUGAUCGAACCUACCGAGUCUGAAAACCUCGAGGAGCUCAAUAGAUUCAUCGAUUCAAUGAUCUCCAUCCGCAAAGAGAUUGAGGAUGUCAAAAAUGGAGGCAGCGCUGCUUUACUGAAAAAUGCUCCUCAUUCGCUCAGAGAUUUGUUGGAGACCGAUGAAGAAGAAUGGCAAAGGAGAGGAUAUUCAAGACAACAAGCUGGCUUUCCAUUGCCAUUUUUGAGAGACUUCAAGACGUGGCCUUUCGUUGCACGUGUUGAUGACACCUAUGGAGACAUCAACUUGAUGUGCACCUGUCCUUCAGUUGAGGAGGUUGCAGAAUAG
Molecule: messenger RNA, 2982 nt
Organism: Ogataea angusta
Lineage: Eukaryota; Fungi; Ascomycota; Pichiomycetes; Pichiales; Pichiaceae
Exons: 1
Coding region: 1-2982 (993 amino acids)
Biological process (GO): glycine decarboxylation via glycine cleavage system
Cellular component (GO): mitochondrion; glycine cleavage complex
Molecular function (GO): glycine dehydrogenase (decarboxylating) activity; glycine binding; pyridoxal phosphate binding
Source: RefSeq, a predicted model, not a curated record